Messenger RNA from Vicugna pacos (alpaca), 1466 nucleotides. It is a transcript of the gene RER1, whose product is annotated as retention in endoplasmic reticulum sorting receptor 1. Gene Ontology annotation, cellular component: Golgi membrane. Gene Ontology annotation, biological process: protein retention in ER lumen; retrograde vesicle-mediated transport, Golgi to endoplasmic reticulum. The record is from RefSeq and is a predicted model, not a curated record. Lineage: Eukaryota; Metazoa; Chordata; Mammalia; Artiodactyla; Camelidae.
GCUUCCCGGCCCGGGCCCGGGGGCCCUGGGUGUCCUCGCUCAUCCAGGGCUGGCCUGCGCGAUUUGGGGAGGAAGCGUCGCGAUGAAGUUGGGUCGCUCGGGGUCGCUUCUUGGCGAUUCUGCGGACGAAGAUCACUAGCGCUUCGGGCUGACUCGCCCGACGGCGCCCCGCGCACCUGCCCAGAGCUGCCCUCCGGAAGCGUGCCCUGGCGCCUGGGCCUGGGAGUUUCCCGGGGCGCCUGCUUCUCAGUCGAGUUGGUCUUUCACUUCGUGAGGGGUGUGUAAGGCGGCUCCCCGUAGGUGAAUCAAGGUCUCCAGAUCCUAAUGUCCGAAGGUGACAGCGUGGGGGAGUCCGUCCAUGGGAAGCCUUCCGUGGUGUACAGAUUCUUCACGAGACUUGGACAGAUCUAUCAGUCCUGGCUGGACAAGUCCACGCCUCACACGGCCCUGCGGUGGGUGGUGACGCUGGGCCUGAGCUUCGUCUACAUGGUUCGAGUUUACCUGUUGCAGGGUUGGUACAUCGUGACCUACGCCCUGGGGAUCUACCAUCUCAACCUCUUCAUAGCCUUCCUUUCUCCAAAAGUGGACCCUUCCUUGAUGGAAGACUCAGACGACGGCCCCUCGUUACCGACCAAACAGAGCGAGGAGUUCCGGCCCUUCAUCCGGAGGCUCCCGGAGUUCAAGUUCUGGCACGCGGCGACCAAGGGCAUCCUUGUGGCCAUGGUUUGCACCUUCUUCGAGGCGUUCAACGUGCCAGUGUUCUGGCCCAUCCUGGUCAUGUAUUUCAUCAUGCUUUUCUGUAUCACGAUGAAGAGGCAGAUAAAGCACAUGAUCAAGUACCGGUACAUCCCGUUCACGCACGGCAAGAGGACGUACAAGGGGAAGGAGGACGUGGGCAAGGCCUUCGCCAGCUAGACGCCAGCCCUGCUGCGGCCCUGGGCGGUCCCCGGCGCCGUCACCACGCCUUUCUUCACAUAAAGUAGUUGAUUACAAGGGAGUCAUUUUCUUUUUAAAAAGGAGCUUCGAUUAUUUGUAACUGAAAUAUCAGGUUCUUGAAGAAACUGGCAUUUAAACCGAAUUGCAUUGAUUUAUUUUUCAGUGCCGGUCAGGUGUUGAGGACGGAAUUUUAGUAACACGCGGGCUGGGCGGGCUUGGGGAGGGUGGGCGGGCACUGUCCGCUAGGGAGGAACCGAGACGCGCCCAGCCGCCACCUCCAAGGACGCCCGCCUGCGGCUCCGGCCCCAUGGCCUAGUGGAGGACCUCCCCCGACUCCCACGUGUGUGAAGGAGCUUCCCGUUUGAAAGGUGAUUUUCAAGUAACUCCGGGUUCUGAUGCCAGUUUCCGUCUCAUCUCACGGAGAUGUCAGGUUGGCCUCCCUCACGGUGACUCAAAACUCUGUUUUUACCUACCAUGAUUGCUUUUGAGGGCCUGAAACUAUAAAUAUAUAUUAUAUUUUAAUUGUUUGA